UUUUUUUUUUGCUAAUCUGUAAAGAAAUCCAAACAAAACUUCAAACCAUUUUCAUGUACGUUGUUUCAGACUUAGACACAGAGAUCGGGAGUUGAAAGCCAGAAAUCGGAAGAAGAUGGGUCAAACGUUUAGCAGACUCUUCGAUACAUUUUUCGGCAACUCUGAGAUGCGGGUUGUCAUGCUUGGCUUGGAUGCGGCUGGCAAGACAACUAUAUUGUACAAGCUGCACAUUGGGGAAGUCUUAUCGACGGUUCCCACAAUUGGUUUCAAUGUGGAGAAAGUCCAGUAUAAAAAUGUUGUGUUCACUGUUUGGGACGUUGGAGGACAAGAGAAACUGAGGCCAUUAUGGCGUCACUACUUUAAUAACACAGAUGGACUGAUUUAUGUGGUUGACUCCUUGGACCGAGAGAGAAUUGGGAAGGCAAAAACAGAAUUUCAGGCCAUCAUUAACGAUCCAUUUAUGCUGAACAGUGUCAUAUUGGUCUUUGCGAAUAAGCAGGAUAUGAAAGGAGCAAUGACGCCAAUGGAAGUAUGUCAAGGACUGGGUCUAUUCGAUCUCAAACACAGAAAAUGGCACAUACAAGGAACGUGUGCUCUCAGAGGAGAUGGACUUUACGAGGGUUUAGACUGGUUAGCUGGAACUCUCAAGGAGAUGAGAGCUGCUGGAUAUUCUUCAGUAGGGACAUCAUUUUAAAGAUAUAAAAGACUCGCUUGUGCUGUGCAGGUCCAGGUUGGCUGGUCGAAGCCGCUGACUCCUACAAUUUGCAGAUUUCAAAUUGUAAUCAUAGUGUCUUGUUUCCCUUAUCAAACUUGAAAUUAUCAGGUGCCUACUCUUUGGCCUUGACCUUUGAAUGUUAACUGACUAGAAUGUAAUCUAUCUAUCUAUCUAUAUAUAUAUAUAUAUAUAUAUCUUCUUUAGAAGC
Molecule: messenger RNA, 923 nt
Organism: Cucurbita moschata (crookneck pumpkin)
Lineage: Eukaryota; Viridiplantae; Streptophyta; Magnoliopsida; Cucurbitales; Cucurbitaceae
Product: ADP-ribosylation factor 1-like
Exons: 7
Coding region: 116-694 (192 amino acids)
Biological process (GO): intracellular protein transport; vesicle-mediated transport
Cellular component (GO): cytoplasm
Molecular function (GO): GTP binding; GTPase activity
Source: RefSeq, a predicted model, not a curated record